CCAGCUUCUGGGCGCAGAGGAACACCAGGGAGUGCAUGGCCGGCGCUGCGAGAGAAGGGGAGUGCGGGAGGACAUUGAAAUGGCUCCAGCAGAGACCAAGGCGUUGUACAGGGAGUACAGAGCCCUAAAGCAAGCCAGAAAGCAGCCAGGCCUCGAACCCAAUGCAGGUUGCCCGCCAGCAGCAAAGGAGGCCUCUGCUGUGGAGCAGCCCCCCUCCUCAGGCUGCUGGGGCGCCCACCUCAACCGAGCCCGCACGGCCCCCACGCUGAGCCGCCAGGACCGCAACACGCUGCAGGCAUCAGCACAGUACUUCGGGAUGAAGCUCAAAUCCAACCUGGGAGCAGCCCUGAAGGAGCACCCUGUGACCUUGCGGAAGCCCUGGACGCCCUGGCAGAAGCCGGCUGUGCCCCGGUCGGAGAAGAGCGUGGGGGUCAGCAUUGCAGGGGCCUCCCCGCAGCCCACUGGGACACCUGUGUCAGAGAGCAGCGGGGACUGUGUCAGCAGCUCUGAGCCUGUUGAGCCAGAAGCCCUCCUGCUCCCGCCAACACUCUCGCGGCUGGCCCCUGCCAUCCUCUCCGCAGGGCUGAAUCCGAGCUCCCAAGUGAACAAAUUCCAGCAGCUGAAGCAGACCGUGGCCCAGCGACUGGGCUCCCUGGACCCCGGCUGGCUCGAUCGGUGUCAGGGCAUCCAGGAGAGGCUGAAAGAGGACAGUGCUCACAGCCUUGGGGGCGAAAACAGAGAUCAGCCUCAGCACAGCCCUUUCCCGCACCGAGCCCCUGGGGCUAGCAGCCAGCCCCCGGACAAUGAGAACAUCCCACCUCUUGGAGGCUUCUCGCAGGGGGGUAGAAAGUAUCAGGAACUGCAUGAGCCUUCCCAAGACAUCAGGAGCAGCCGGGGGUCUGGCAUGGAUCACAGCAGGGAAGACGGCUGCAGGGCAGGCACAGAGGAUGAGCAGACCACACAUGACCCCCAGGGGAGUAGCAAGGUGGGCUCUGGCCCUGCUGCCUCUGAAAAGGAGCAGAGCAGUGAAUCAGGUGCUGGGCAGGGAGUAGACAAGGAGGAGGCUGGCACCGACCUGGCAGAGGGGGAAAGAGCCCCUUCUCCACAGGACGUGCCCAGUCGGGCCCGGAAGGUCAGAGCUACCAGCAGGAAGAGGCCGCAGGAUGCAGUGAGCCCUGAUGGCAAAGCUGCAGCCCCAAAGCGCAAGCGGGCCAAGGUGGCAGCCGGGGAUGACCCUGUCCCAGUGAGGAGGAGAGUGCGGGGCUCCAGCCGCAGGCCGGAGCUGAGCACCGACGAGGACGGACAGCCUGUGGAUGCUGGAGCAGAGCAGGGUCGAGACAACGCGGUGCCCACUGAGAACCUGCUGGGGGAGAUCGAAGGGGAGGGCAUUCACCGAACCAGCACCAGAGGCCGUGGCAGCAGGCCACCCACAAGGAAGGGCGGCAACUUCGUGCGCCUGAACCUGAAGAAGAAAUCGUACGUCAAGGGCUAUGCGCUGAAGGGGAACCGUCUGCGCAAGCAGGUGUGGAAGCAGAAGUGGCAGAAGAAAGGAGAAGCAUUUGGCGGAGGCAGCAGGGGAUUGGACAAGAGCGCAGACACCUGCUUCAGAUGCGGCGGGACCGGGCACUGGGCCUCGGAGUGCAGAGGCAGAGGUCCAGCUUCCCUCGCUGCCCCGCCACUGGAGGAGAAUGAGGACCCUAUGGAAGAGGAGGCCCUGUUGCCCACCCUGGAGGAGGUGGCCCGGCUGACCAACACUGCCUACAGCAAGAGCUCAGCAGGGAGCCAGGGGGGAGCCCAGAGCCCUGGGGAAGAGGAGCCCGAGCUGUACGUGCACAGGCCGGUGUACGAGCCACCUGCUCCCCCUGCAGCCAUGGAGCCUCUCUACGGCCUGGGCCCAGAUGGGCAGCUGAGAGAGACCCCCCAAGAGGUGUUCGAAACCCUAGCUGAGUUCGGCUACAGCUCCUUCCGCCCAGGCCAGGAGGUGGCUGUCAUGAGGAUCCUCUCUGGCCUGUCCACGCUAGUUGUCCUGUCCACGGGCAUGGGGAAGUCUCUGUGCUACCAGCUUCCCGCCUACCUGUAUGGCAAGCGGUCUCGGAGCAUCACCUUGGUCAUCUCCCCACUCGUGUCCCUCAUGGAUGACCAGGUCUCGGGGCUUCCUGCAUGCCUGAAGGCUGUGUGCAUUCACUCCAACAUGUCCAAGAGCCAGAGAGAGGCUGCAAUGGAGCGGGUGAAGGCAGGGAAGGUGCACGUCCUCCUACUCUCCCCCGAGGCCCUGGUGGGCGGAGGCGGGGCGGGCUCCACCUGCCUGCCCUCAGCCGACCAGCUGCCCCCUGUGGCGUUCGCCUGCAUUGACGAAGCCCACUGCGUCUCCGAGUGGUCCCACAACUUCCGCCCCUGCUACCUGCGGCUCUGCAAGGUUCUCCGGGAGCGCCUGGGUGUGCGCUGCCUGCUGGGCCUCACCGCCACGGCCACGCUGGCCACAGCACGGGACGUGGCCCAUCACUUGGGCAUCCAGGAGGAGGAGGGGAUUGCCGUGCGCUCGGCCGCUGUGCCCCCAAACCUGCACCUCUCCGUCUCCAUGGACAGGGACAAGGACCAGGCCCUGGUCUCCCUGCUGCAGGGGCAGCCGUUCGCAUGCCUGGACUCAGUGAUUGUGUACUGCACACGCCGCGAGGAGACGGCCCGCGUCGCCACGCUGCUCCGCAUCUGCCUCCAGGGCACGGUGCUGCGCGGGUCCGUGGCCACGGUGGAGCAGGAGGAGGACGGCACGAGGCCGAAGAAGGGCGCGAAGGCCAAGAAUGCUCGGCGGCCGCUGAAGUGGGUGGCCGAUUCCUACCACGGCGGCAUGUCACCCGCCGAGCGCCGCCGUGUCCAGAACAACUUCAUGCGCGGGGAGCUGCGGGUCGUGGUGGCCACGGUGGCCUUCGGCAUGGGGCUGGACAAGCCCGACGUGCGUGGCGUGGUGCACUACAACAUGCCCAAGACCUUUGAGAGCUACGUGCAGGAGAUCGGGCGCGCGGGCCGGGAUGGCCAGCCUGCCCACUGCCACCUCUUCUUGGACCCCGAGGGCAGGGACCUGCAUGAGCUGCGGCGGCACAUCUAUGCCGACACAGUUGAUUUUUUCACUAUCAAGAAACUUGUGCAGAAAGUUUUCCCUCCCUGCAGAUGCCGGGAGCACCGCCAGCAGCAUGACCUCGGCAAGGGCGAGGAGGUGUCCGACGUGGAGAUGCUGGAGCUUGAGAUGCUAGAGCAGCCCCGAGUAUGCUACAGGCACCUGCGCGCCAUCCCCAUCCAGCAGACCGUGGAGUCCCUGGACAUGCGAGAGGAGGCCAUCGAGACCCUGCUGUGCUACCUGGAGCUGCACCCCCAGCGCUGGGUGGAGGUGCUGCACCCCACCCUCUCCUCCUGCCGCCUGCUGUGCUACGGGGGCCCCCAGCAGCUCCGCGCCGUCGCCAGGAGCUGCCCACCCGUGGCCGUGUUCCUGGCCCAGGAGCGCCUGGCAGGGAGGGACCACAUGCAGGCCAGCUCCGUGGAGUUUGACGUGGUGGCGCUGAGCGACUCCAUGGGCUGGGAGGUGGUGCCCGUGAAGCGAGCCCUGCGCCAGCUCCAGUGGAGCCCUACAUUGCAGACAGGCCGUGGCAGGAGCAGGGUCCUGGUGGAGUUCAGUGAGCCAUCCUUCCACCUGCGCUCCCCCGGCGACCUCACGCCCGCAGAGCUGGAUGCCAUGUGUGACUUCCUGCAUCGCCGUGUGAGCGCCCGUGAGGCGGCCGCCCUGCACCAGCUGCAAGCCUGCUUCCGCGCCUUCCAGCGCGUGGCUCUGCAGACCUGGGACCUGCCCUCGCAGCUCGGGGCCGAGGAGAAGAGCGCCCAGCUGAAGGCCUUGCUGAAGGACUACUUUGAGAAGGAGCCUGUGACCCAGGGGGCUGAGCCAGCCUGCAAAGGGGAUGAGGAGGAGGUGGAUGAGGACGACCUCAGUGACACGAAGCUGCAGGACUGGGGAGCCCAGGUCCGCGCAGACAUCCGGCAUUUCCUGUCCAUCCGCCCCGAGGAGAAGUUCUCCGGCCGAGCCAUCGCCAGGAUAUUCCACGGCAUUGGGAGCCCGUGUUACCCCGCGCAGGUCUACGGGCGAGACCGCCGGUUCUGGAGGAGAUACUUGCAUUUCGACUUCCACCGGCUCAUGCGCCUGGCCACCGAGGAGAUCCUGGGCUGGAAGUGAGCCCCAGGGGCUGGGCGCGGGCUGGGCCGUACGGCGUCACCUCCUGGAGCUCUCUGCCCUCUUGUACAGUGUUUAGUUUGGUUUUGUCAGGGAACUAAUAAACCACAGCAGCUUUUUU
Messenger RNA from Alligator sinensis (Chinese alligator), 4334 nucleotides. It is a transcript of the gene RECQL4, whose product is annotated as RecQ like helicase 4. The transcript is spliced from 24 exons. Gene Ontology annotation, cellular component: nucleus; chromosome; cytoplasm. NCBI's taxonomy places the organism in Eukaryota, Metazoa, Chordata, Crocodylia, Alligatoridae. The coding region runs from base 80 to 4216 and encodes 1378 amino acids. Gene Ontology annotation, molecular function: four-way junction helicase activity; ATP binding; nucleic acid binding. Gene Ontology annotation, biological process: telomere maintenance; double-strand break repair via homologous recombination. The record is from RefSeq and is a predicted model, not a curated record.